AUGUGGAUGUGACGAGACGGGGUUGGGCCGCAUAAUGGGUCUUUGGGCCUUCUAAUUGUUUGGCGUCUUUGGGCUUGCAACGCAACCAACACGCGCUAAGCGGCCCAUGUUUAAAUGGUGCCCAAGAUCAAUUCACGCUUCUCUCAUUCUCUGGACCACUUCAUCAAACAGUUCAUCUCCCUAUCCAAUGGCGACCGCCGCCACGUCCCUCCUUCCUUAUACUCUCAGCUUCUGCCCGGAGCGCCCAUCCACUUCCUCGUUCUCUUCCUCCUCUUCUUGUUUUUUCGGUGGUGGAUGCCACAAUGUUACUUUCACGGCGUUAUCAACCUCUUCUUCUGCAUCAAAAUUUAGUACAAGAGUGUCUGCCAAUCGUGUUGGCACUGUUAUUAGUGCUUCUGGUGAUUAUUAUGCCACUCUUGGGGUGCCCAAGUCCGCCAGCAGUAAAGAGAUCAAGGCCGCUUAUCGAAAAUUAGCUCGUCAGUACCAUCCUGAUGUCAACAAGGAGCCUGGAGCGACUGAAAAAUUUAAGGAGAUAAGUGCUGCAUAUGAGGUGCUAUCAGACGAUAAAAAGAGGGCUCUUUAUAAUCAAUAUGGUGAAGCUGGAGUUAAGAGUACUGUAGGAGGGGCAUCAAAUACUUAUACGACUAAUCCUUUUGAUCUAUUUGAGACAUUCUUUGGGCCGAGUAUGGGUGGUUUUUCUGGUAUGGGCCAAACUGGAUUCACGACGGGCCACCGCAAUACUGUUACCAAGGGUGAAGACCUACGUUAUGAUGUUACGCUAAAAUUUUCUGAGGCUAUAUUUGGAGCUGAAAAAGAAUUCGAGCUUUCCCAUUCAGAAACAUGUGAAGUUUGUGCUGGUACAGGAGCAAAGAUUGGAUCCAAGAUGAGGAUAUGCACAACUUGUGGUGGCCGGGGCCAAGUUAUGAGAACUGAGCAAACGCCUUUUGGCUUGUUUUCACAGGUUUCUGUAUGUCCUAAUUGUGGCGGGGAUGGUGAAGUUAUUUCCGAGUACUGUCGUCAAUGCUCUGGAGAAGGACGCAUACGCGUCAAGAAAAAUUUCAAAGUCAAAGUCCCCCCUGGAGUGAGCACCGGAAGCAUUCUCAGAGUUGCUGGAGAGGGGGAUGCUGGACCUAGAGGUGGCCCUCCAGGAGAUCUUUAUGUAUAUCUUGAUGUGCAACAGAUGACAGAAAUCCAGAGGGACGGCAUAAACCUCAUGUCAACAAUAUCUAUCAGUUAUCUUGAUGCCAUAUUGGGAGCUGUCGUUAUGGUGAAGACAGUUGAAGGUAUUACUGAAUUACAGAUUCCAGCAGGUACCCAGCCUGGAAAUGUGUUAAUCCUGGCAAAGAAAGGUGUCCCCAGACUGAACAAACCAUCGAUACGUGGCGACCACUUAUUUAAAAUUAAAGUUACCAUACCAAAACGUGUUAGUGCUAGAGAGCGUGAAUUACUGGAAGAACUUUCUUAUCUGAAUGACCCCACCACUAGUCCUCGAACUCGUCCAAAAACUGAGCCUGCUACUGCAAAUAAAGAAAGUCAAACGGAAACUGUCACAACAAAAGCUGACGAAUUGGAAGAUCAGAAUGAUAUAUGGCAAAAGUUAAAAGAUUUUGCUGGGUCAGUUGCAAAUGGCGCUCUAAAAUGGCUCAAGGACAACCUGUAGCUGGAUUUACUUAUUAUGUGAAGUCCUCACUAAUAAUCUGCUCUUUCAAAUCGGUUUCUCAAGGACCAUGAAGUCAUUCACUUAGAUUGGAUUGGCCCUUGGGGUAACAGAGCAUUUUGAUAUUCUUUUUUCUUCCCUUUUUGUAAAGCCUAGUAAAUGAUAUAUAAUUAUAGAUUUAGCGCUUUCA
Tripterygium wilfordii is the source of this 1847-nucleotide messenger RNA. RefSeq names its product chaperone protein DnaJ-like. NCBI's taxonomy places the organism in Eukaryota, Viridiplantae, Streptophyta, Magnoliopsida, Celastrales, Celastraceae. Gene Ontology annotation, biological process: protein refolding; response to heat. Gene Ontology annotation, molecular function: heat shock protein binding; ATP binding. Gene Ontology annotation, cellular component: cytoplasm. The transcript is spliced from 11 exons. The record is from RefSeq and is a predicted model, not a curated record. Bases 107 to 1660 code for a protein of 517 amino acids.